UAUAAAGGCAACUUGUUGGCCGGGAAUCACCAGUUGCUGUGUUGGCGGAGACCCGUAGCGCGUCUACAGUCAACGGAGCCGGACCGGUUGUCCACGUCUCUACUUUCCUUUUAUUUGUAACUUUCUUUGUUGUGUGGACCUUCACAAAUCACAAUCAUGCGUGAAUGCAUUUCUAUCCAUGUGGGACAGGCUGGAGUUCAGAUUGGUAAUGCCUGCUGGGAGCUGUACUGCCUGGAGCAUGGUAUCCAACCUGAUGGACAGAUGCCAAGUGACAAAACAAUUGGAGGAGGAGAUGACUCUUUUAACACCUUCUUUAGUGAGACAGGAGCUGGAAAACAUGUCCCAAGAGCGGUCUUUGUAGACCUUGAAUCUGCAGUGAUAGAUGAGGUUCGGAAUGGAACUUAUCGUCAGCUUUUCCACCCUGAGCAACUUAUUACUGGCAAGGAAGACGCCGCAAACAACUAUGCUCGUGGGCACUACACUGUGGGAAAGGAAAUCAUUGACUUAGUGUUGGAAAGAGUGAGAAAGCUGGCUGAUCAGUGUACAGGUCUUCAGGGCUUCUUGAUCUUUCACAGUUUUGGUGGUGGCACAGGCUCAGGUUUCACUUCAUUACUUAUGGAGAGACUCUCUGUGGAUUACGGGAAAAAGUCCAAAUUGGAGUUUGCCAUCUACCCAGCCCCACAAGUGUCAACUGCUGUAGUGGAGCCAUACAACUCCAUUUUAACAACACAUACAACACUGGAGCAUUCAGACUGUGCCUUUAUGGUUGAUAAUGAAGCAAUUUAUGAUAUAUGCAGACGUAAUCUAGACAUUGAGCGUCCAACAUACACCAACCUGAAUCGUUUGAUAGGCCAGAUCGUAUCUUCUAUCACAGCAUCCCUGCGUUUUGAUGGAGCACUUAAUGUUGAUUUGACCGAAUUCCAAACUAACCUGGUGCCAUAUCCCCGCAUCCACUUCCCACUGGUCACUUACUCUCCGAUUAUUUCUGCUGAGAAGGCUUACCAUGAGCAGCUUUCUGUUUCAGAAAUAACAAAUGCCUGCUUUGAGCCAUCAAAUCAAAUGGUGAAGUGUGAUCCAAGACAUGGUAAAUACAUGGCAUGUUGCAUGCUGUAUCGGGGUGAUGUGGUACCCAAAGAUGUGAAUGCUGCUAUUGCCGCUAUUAAGACGAAGCGCACUAUACAGUUUGUGGAUUGGUGCCCAACAGGGUUUAAGGUUGGCAUAAAUUAUCAACCUCCUACGGUUGUCCCUGGUGGUGACUUGGCAAAGGUGCAGAGGGCUGUUUGUAUGCUCAGUAAUACCACAGCCAUAGCAGAGGCAUGGGCGCGUCUGGAUCACAAGUUUGACCUAAUGUAUGCAAAGCGUGCUUUUGUGCAUUGGUAUGUGGGUGAAGGCAUGGAAGAGGGAGAGUUCUCUGAAGCACGUGAGGAUUUGGCUGCUUUGGAGAAGGAUUAUGAAGAAGUUGGCACAGACUCUGUAGAAGGAGAAGAUGAAGGAGAAGAGUACUAGUGUCAGUGGCAAGUGCCCUUUUAAAAAUGAGUGUUUUAAUACCUGUCACGGCUACUUCAAAUAAAGGUUUUACUCUUGCUGAA
This is a messenger RNA of Bufo gargarizans (Asiatic toad), 1589 nucleotides long. RefSeq names its product tubulin alpha-8 chain. The record is from RefSeq and is a predicted model, not a curated record. NCBI's taxonomy places the organism in Eukaryota, Metazoa, Chordata, Amphibia, Anura, Bufonidae. Bases 157 to 1506 code for a protein of 449 amino acids. The transcript has 5 exons. Gene Ontology annotation, cellular component: microtubule; cytoplasm. Gene Ontology annotation, biological process: mitotic cell cycle; microtubule cytoskeleton organization. Gene Ontology annotation, molecular function: structural constituent of cytoskeleton; GTP binding.